GAAUUAUCUAGCGACUACGAAAAACUUUUUGAAACAGAAAUUGGAUGUGAUGUUAUUAUUCAUGCUGGAGAAGGACAAAAUUCGAAGGAAAUUCAUGCUCAUUCAAAUAUUUUGUGUAUUAGGUCUCAAUAUUUCCGUUUAGCAUUUUCUAAUGAAUGGGCUAAGAAAAGAGAUGGAAAAUUUAUUUUUAAGAAACCAAAUAUUUCACCACAAUUAUUUAAUAUUAUUCUUAGAUUCAUUUAUUGUGGAAAUAUUGUUUUAAAGAAUUUACAAGGUCCUGAUGUAUUAGAGUUAUUGAUAGCUGUGGAUGAGUUAAAUAUUAAUUCGUUACAUGAAACAUUUACGGAUUUAUGGAAUUUUUGCCUUGAAAAAAUUUGUGAAGAACCUAAAAUUUUAUUCAGCUCUGAUAAAUUUAUUAAUUUAAAAGCUCCUUUAUUAGAAUUAUUAUUAAAAAGAGACGACUUAAAUAUAGAUGAAAUUGAAAUUUGGGAGAAUUUAUUAAAAUGGUGUUUUGCCCAACAAAAUAUUAGGGAUGAUUCAACAAAAUGGAGUAAAGAAGAUAUUAUAAGAGUUGAAAGAGAAUUAUACAAAUUUAUUCCUUUAAUUCGAUUUUAUGAUAUUGAACCUACAGAUUUCUUUUACAAAGUUUAUUGUUACAAAGACGUCUUACCACAAGAUUUAAUUCAUGGUCUUUUGGAAUAUCAUAUAGUUCCUGACAUAAAAUCAAAAGUUAAUUUAUCACCUUCAAGAAAGCCAAAUUUAAAAUAUCCACUCGAUUCAACUUUAAUUAAAUCGAAUCACCUUCCUCUUUUUGUUUCGUGGAUUGAUAAAAAAUAUUCAUCACAUUAUAGAAAAAAUGUUCCUUACGAUUUUAAGCUAUUAUAUCGCUCAAGUCAAGAUGGAGUUGAUACUUUAUCUUUUCAUAAAAAUUGUGAUAAUAAAGGAGCUACUAUUUGGGUAGCAAAAAUUAAAAAUUCCACGCAAAUAAUUGGAGGAUAUAAUCCACUUGAUUGGAAUGGUAAAGCUGUUUGGAAAACUACAACAAAUAACUUUAUUUUUAAUUUUAUAAAUGGAAAAAAUAUUUCUACUGCAAAAGAAUUCCAGAAAAUAAUUUCGAAGUAGAAUAUUAUGAAGUAUUUCAAGUACUAAUUAGUAAAUAAAAAUCAAAUGUAGAAAAUUCAUUAAUG
This is a messenger RNA of Rhizophagus irregularis DAOM 181602=DAOM 197198, 1187 nucleotides long. The record is from RefSeq and is a predicted model, not a curated record. NCBI's taxonomy places the organism in Eukaryota, Fungi, Glomeromycota, Glomeromycetes, Glomerales, Glomeraceae.